AAUAAAACUAAAAAUAAUACUAAACACUAAGCUCUCUGAAGGAUAAUUUUUAAAAGCAGUAAUAAAAUCUAUACAUUUUAAAUCGUUUUGAUUUUUAAUGUAAAGAAAUGAGUGAGGAUGCAAACAUCACCGAAUUUAUGCGAAAUCUAUUAUAUGAAUAUAAGCAAAUCAGAGGUAAGUGAAGUCAAAGUGUAAGUGUAAGUCAAAACAAGUCUUUUAGCUUACAAACAAAGCAUAAUAAAAACUAAUUUACUUGCCUGUAACUUUAAAAAAAAAAACAAAAAAAAACUAGAUUACUAGUUUAGGCCUUAUUUAAGAUUAAUUAGAUCACAAAUCAUAUUCUAUUACUGUGUGAAUGGGUGAUUAAUAACAUAAUUGUCAUAAUUAAAUGAAUCAGUUUUUUUGUUGUCCUUACAUUUAAAACCAAGGAAAAUACAAGAAAAAUUGUUGGAAAACUAACACAUGUUCAAUUUAUUAUUUAUAUUAUUACUGUUCAGUAAAAUGUUUUAAUGUUGUUCCAUUACUUAACUAACUCUUAGUCUUAGACUUGGGUAAAUUUUAAUUAGUUUAGAGAUUUUUAAUUUUAAAAUGCUCCAAUGUUAGGCUUAUACUUAUAUCACUCGUCAAUGACAAAAUUGUUAACCCUUGGAGAUGGAGCCUUUAUAGGGCUGUCUGUGCCAAAAAGACGGAGCACUUUUUACAAACUCGGCACUCACAUUGCAAUAAAAUGUAUACAAAAAUAAACUAUUGAUUUUACAUUUAUAAAAAAAUUGAAUAAACACGUAAAUGAUGUCAUGGGAUGAUCACUAAGAAUAUGUAUAUUCUUGUAUAAAAUUGAAUAAGCUAGUACAAUAUUUAUAAAUCAAACUUAAAUUUCAACAUUUAUGCAAAUGGUCUGUCCUGAUUUGCAUAAUUUAUGCAUACAAUUUUUGGCUAAACUAAGAAUAAACAUGACUUACCGGUGUAAAUUGUGUGAAUUUUUUGAUGGAUGAAGCAUGAAUAGAUCCUAACACACAUGUUUUGGGAAAUGAGGCCCAUUGAGGCCCUUCAGACACCCCUGGCAUAGAGUUCUACUCCUUUUCCUGCCCUCUGGGUACUUUUCGUUUGCUACAGAUAAAGUAGUCAUUUUCACCACUGUGCACCCAAUUAUGGUUUAUUUGAGCUGGGUGUUACUGAGAAAGUUUUCUGCAUACUUUUAGGUAAUUAUUAUUCUCUCUCAUAAAUAUUUUAAUGAUAUUUUGUAUAAAAUUAGCAUAAAGUACUCAACUGGAGUGCUUAUCCCAUGAGGCAUAUUUAUAGGCUCUAUUUUUUCUAAAAAUUCAUAGAGGUCUAUACAAUUCAGAAACCCUAAUCCUAAACCAAGGAUUCACAACAUUAUAGUAAACAUAAUCAUUUUGAUUGUCUUCGUUACAUUCCUGGUUGUUUUCAUCAGUGUCAGAUUCACUGCUAGACAGUGAGAAAUCAGAACCACUAAGCACAAUUUGAUCAGAGUCGCUGUUAGACAUGUUUGAAUUUCACGAUAUAACUAUAAACACAAAAAAAGUUCCUGCACACAAAUAAAUUUAGUUGACCAUCAACGAACGCCACCAUUACAAUGCCGGGAUGUGCAGGAAUACGUAAGAAUAAUUUUGAUUCGCUGGUACAACACCAAGCCAGCCAAUCGUGAGGCUCGAUUUAUCGGGCCAAUGGUUCGGACUUUUGUCUUUCUCGCUAGUCAACCUUGGGCCGAUAGAUCAGCCCUUACGUCGCCAGGGGGUUAAUUUAUGAUUCUACUGACUACUGUUGCAGACUGUAGUUAGUUACUAGACUAGGGUAAAAAAGCAUUUUAGUAAAUGUAUUUAUUCAUUAUAAAUGCAUAAUACUGAACAUACAUACUAAGAGGCAAAAGGGGCCAUCAAUGAACGAUUUCACACUAUUUUGACAAAAAUUUUUACACACCCCCACCACUACAAAAAGUAAAUCGACAUAAAUUAUCAAAGAAUAAAAGAAAUUUGGACACAAACGACUUGUCACUCAUCAAUUCAAAUAAUAAUUUUGAAAUGUAAAUAUUAAGGCAGUUGAAAUAGUUAUAUUAUAUUUAUGGAAUAAAAUCAUCUUCAUAUUAUCAAGAUCUUCUAUUCUACAAGAUAAUACAACAGUUACAUUCCACAUGAGUUCUCUAAGAAUAGUUACAAUCACAUGCACAAUAAUCCUAAAGAAUUCGCCACCUUAUUAAAAUAAAUUUGAAGGUGUUUUCGGAAGAAUAAUUCCUAGUAUUAGCACUGCCUUCAAACUAAUAUUUACGACUAUCCUAGUGUCUGUCCAACUGUUUUAUGAUUUCUAUAUCAUACGAUGAAUCAUAUUGAAUAUAUUGUAUAUUAUUUAUUUGUUAUUACCACAAAUAAGUAUAUAUUGUUACCGGUUUUAGUAACGUAUAGUGUAUAAAAAGCAAUAGCGAUUUGAUGAAUCCCCAGAGAAACACAUAUAUACUCAGAUUAAUAUUGACGAGAUUGACAUUGGUAGAGUAUGGAAGUUCAGUGUAAAAUGGCAUAUGUAGAUGUUGGUGGGAUACAAGUUUCAGAAAAUUCUCAGAAAUAACAUUACACCUAAAAUUUAGUUCUUUCAACUAUAUUUGGUGUGCUAAAAUGAAAUAAUAAAAAAUGGGAAAUUGAUCUAUUUCUUUUCUUUCUUUUCAAAGGAAAAAAUAAAAACAUUUUAGGCAAACCCUUUUGGGAUUUGGUUGUCAUAACAACAGCAGAUGAAGCUCAGAAAGAGGCCUUUGAACUUCAAAUUGAUGAGAAGAGGUCAAGACAGGAACUACCUCUUGAUCUUCCUAUUCAUGUUGUUUCUGAUCCACCCGGUGUUAGAAUAGGUAAAUAAUAUUUUAAAAUUUGAAAUGCUUGGUCUUAAUUAAUAAAAUUAAUUAGGGACAUCUAAUUUUCAAUUAAUCUGCUUUGCCCGUGUUAUUAAUUAUGAAAUAUUUUUCAAAUAUUGAUUUAGGUAAUGGUGGCUCAACUCUUGUGGCUUUGGAAUAUCUUGACAAAAUCUACUGUGCCGAGAUGUACGCAAAAAAAAUAUUACUGAUACAUGCCGGGGGUUGGAGUCAAAGAAUGCCAAGCUCAUCAGUGUUAGGGAAAGUGUUUUCUCUCCUGCCUCAUGGAAAUCCCCCAUACCAAAUGUUGGAUCUGAAGUUGGCACUUUACUGGCCGUUAGUGGACAAAAUUGAACCUGGGGUAUUUUUAGCUUGUGCAGAUGAUUUUCUGGUCUAUAGUUUUGGAUCUAAUAAAGAUUGGAAAAUACCAAGUAAAGGCUUCACUGCCCUGGCACAUCCUUCGCCAAUUAAAGUAGGCCAGUCUCACGGCGUGUUUGUAGUCAAAGACGAAGUUGAUAAGACCCAUCCAGUAGACGUCAGGGAAUGUUUACAGGCUCUUCAAAAGUACACUGUUGAGAAGAUGAUCUCUCAUGGAGCACUGAUCAACGGAACACCACACAUUUUCGCUGGUGGGAUUGCUAUAGAAGGGGAAGCAGUUUAUACUGACAGCUCUUUCUACUUUGGAACAGAUGUCAUGAAGAAGCUUCUUGGAUUUAAAAAGUCUGUGGGUGAUAUUGGCUGUGAAAUUGAUGCCUAUGGAGAUUUCCUCCAGUCUGUAGGAUCACAUGCAGAUCGUAGCUACAUCCAGCAGACGUCAAAUAUAAGUCAGCUGACUUCCAACCUUCAAGAGAUGAGGAAAGGGGUCUUUGACUCAUUGAAUGGAUCAGAAUUUCAUGUUCUAAUCCUCAAUGCUUCUGCUUUCAUUCACAUCGGCACGACAGCAGAAUUUUUAUACCAUUUCUGCAUGGACAGUGUAUUCCAAGAUAGAAUGGCAUUUGAAAAGAAUGUAUUUAAUGGAUGGACAAACUUUAAUCAUUCCGCUCAACCUUCAAAUAGCAGCAGCAGUAAUAUAGCUCAAACAUCUUGCAUAAUGCAUUCUCUUAUUAACAGCCAGUCAGCCAUUGAUGAGAAAUGUGUGAUAGAGUAUUGUGAUUUUGAGGUGCCAGUCCAGGUUUCUUCUGGUUGUAUACUCAGCAACUGUCAACUCACCAAAUCAGAAUCUACCCUAAGUAAGAGUAGUCAAGUUAUUCCAAGUCAUUCCUUCCUUCACACGGUUCCUAUUUUUGAUAAUGGUGCCGUGAAAUUUGUCACAAUUUUUUUCAAUAUACGUGAUGACCUAAAGAAAUCUACCACCUUUGAAGAGCUAGAGAAUUUGCCUUUUAUGGAUUCAGACAUUGGUCAAUUUUUACUUGCUCAAGGUCUAACAAAGAUGGAUAUCAUUCCAAGAAAGCAAAAUUAUUUAUUUGGCUCUCAAAAGAGUCAAAGCUGCCCUGCCACUGCAUGUCCUUCGCCUCAAGCCAGCUCAGGUGACUGUGGCGUGGAACACAUCAAACUAAGCCUGUGGAAUUUGAAACUCUACCCAGCCAAGAGCACAAUGACAGCCUCUCUAGAAGACGCAAUACUUUCACUGUCUUCUUCUAACAGAGCUGAUCACAUCUCUGCAGCAAAAUUUUCUGUUGCUGAUCUCUUGAAAGUAAAAGACGUGAGGAGCAUGCUCAAGUUUAGAAAAGCUUUACAUGAGCAUAUCUCAGAACUACAGUCAGACUAAAUUAAUUGUAAUCUCUUGAGGAGCUUGUGUGUCUAUUUUAAAGACAUGUCAUGAUAAAUCCAGUGUAUUUUAAUUCAACUUCUUAGUCCCAAUAAACAAUUUUAUGCAUAUAAAAAAACAAUAAAUAUUUUAAGCUCCAAUUAUGAUUAGACAAAAUAAAAAUUCAAAUAUUUAGGCACAUGCUUGCAUCAGCAC
Molecule: messenger RNA, 4814 nt
Organism: Lymnaea stagnalis (great pond snail)
Lineage: Eukaryota; Metazoa; Mollusca; Gastropoda; Lymnaeidae
Source: the annotation of a GenBank genome assembly